This is a messenger RNA of Vicia villosa (hairy vetch), 1090 nucleotides long. RefSeq lists its product as uncharacterized. NCBI's taxonomy places the organism in Eukaryota, Viridiplantae, Streptophyta, Magnoliopsida, Fabales, Fabaceae. The coding region runs from base 111 to 911 and encodes 266 amino acids. The record is from RefSeq and is a predicted model, not a curated record. The transcript has 2 exons.
UCAAUACCACUCAAAAUGAUAAAACAACAGCCUCAAAUUUUGCUACAACGCAUUCUCUCUUUCUCUCUCCAAUAUCUUUGAAAAACCAUUGCAUUCAGCAUUCAAAAUCAAUGGCUUUUCUUCUAUGUAAUCUCACUCUUUCUCUCUUACCACCAUCUAAAUCAAGAAUCAGAGACAAACCCUUUCACCAAACCCUUUCAUCUUCAAAACCCAUUUCUCAAUUCCCUUUAUUGUUCACUUCUUCUCCUUCACUUCAAAGUUUCACUUCUCAGGUUGCUCAGGUUAAUACACCAUUAGCUACUCAAGAUAAACAGAAUCAGCAUCAGAAGGAUGAUUUUUAUCUCAAUCUCGGUCUUGCCGUGAGGACCCUUCGUGAGGAUAUGCCCUUGAUCUUUGUUAAAGACCUUAACUAUGACAUUUAUAGGGAUGAUGUAACAUUUCUGGACCCUUUGAACACAUUUACUGGUAUUGAGAAGUACAAAUUGAUCUUCUGGGCAUUAAGGUUUCAUGGUAGAAUUUUGUUUCGUGAGAUUGGUUUGGAUGUAUACAGAAUAUGGCAGCCUUCAGAGAAUGUGAUAUUGAUCAGGUGGAACUUGAGGGGUGUGCCUAGGGUUCCAUGGGAAGCUAAAGGUGAAUUUCAGGGUACUUCGCGGUAUAAAUUGGAUAGAAAUGGGAAAAUAUAUGAACACAAAGUUGAUAAUUUGGCAUUCAAUUUCCCACAGAAGAUGAUGAAGCCGGUUUCGGUUUUGGAUUUGGUUACUGCUUGCCCUGCAAGUCCAAAUCCAACAUUUUUAUGGGGUCCUUUGGAUUCCAACUCUUGCUCAUGGAUAGAGUUUUAUCAAGCAGUUAAGAACACAUUGGAUCAAGAAAGACAAUUGCUUCCACAAGAUGGUUUCGCUACAUGUUCGUAGUGGCCUGUAAGUGAACUGUUUUCGUUUUGGUUGACAAUGUAUAGUAUACAAUUUUAAUAGGUCAGAUGUAAUGAAAUGUUUCUCUCAAUAGACAAGAGUGUAUAUAGAUAGGGAUGGACUGUUCAUUCUAUAUGCUAUACAGAUAGAGAUGAAGAAACUUCAUAUGUUUGGUAUGUUUA